Messenger RNA from Cuscuta epithymum, 6785 nucleotides. The record is from the annotation of a GenBank genome assembly. NCBI's taxonomy places the organism in Eukaryota, Viridiplantae, Streptophyta, Magnoliopsida, Solanales, Convolvulaceae.
GGAGAUCGGAAUUUAUAUACACCACAUGCCUGCUUCCUCCUUACUGCCUUAAACAAAGGAGAUCGGAAUUGCCGGUACUUACGAUAAAUUACCAACGACGUCGAGUUCCUAUUGGGUUAACACUAGAUCUGAUUUUUAGCUUUCUUCAAGUUAAAUGUUGGGGCGAUGAGUUUGGGAAGUUUAUAAUAUAUCCUGAUGGACAUGUACACGACAUGGCAGAAUCGCAAAGUUCUGAUGAUGGCUCCCCAUGUUGGUUUAAACGUUGUCGAUUACAAAUUGCUGGCUGUCAAAGUGUCUGCUUCUAAAUAAGUUGAGGUCUACCAAAUGUCAAGACUGGGCCUGCCUAUCACGGUUGACAUAUUUUACUACUAUUUGAAUUGAAUUGACAACAAAUUUGCAUUCAAGGGACUCGAAGAGGUUUUUAAAUUAGCUUGUGAGUCACAAGAUGAAUCUGCGAAGCAGCGCUAAAGCAACCCGGUAUGAGCAGAAGGCUAAUGAUCGUACUACUUGUCAAAAGGCCGUUGGGUUGGUGUAUAAUGACAUUAUGAUGAAGCAUAUUGGUCCCAAAGGCCACUGGGAGAAACCUGAAAGGAUAAAAGCAAUAUGGCAACAUCUGAAGAAAAACCGAUUGGAUUCCAGAUUGCAACAUUUGCCAUGUCUAGAAGCACUUGAAGAAUGGAUAGAGCGAGUACAUUCACAGCAGUACUUCCAAGAAGUAAUGAAGUGUGAAGUCAGCAAUCGGGAAAGAAAGAAUAUACUUGAGAAGUAUAAUAAUGUAGAUUCUCAUGACAUGUACUUAAGCCGAGGUUCUCGUGAAGCCAUGCUCAAUGCAGCGGGUGGUGUUGUAACAGCGGUCCAAGAGGUUGCAAAUCGAACUGUUCAAUCAGCUUUUGCCGUGGUCCGACCUCCCGGACACCAUGCUUCUAGGGAGAAAGCCGAAGGUUUUUGCUGGUUGAACAAUAUGGCUAUUGGUGCAACUUUUCUUCUUGAUGUGAAAAAAUAUAACAAAAUAUUGAAAGUUGAUUGGGAUCACCAGGGGAAUGGUAUCAGAGCAUAUUCGAGAGUGAUCCCAGAGUUUUAUAUUUCUCAAUCCAUAGAUAUGGGACGCGUAAGGAGCCUUUUUACCCCAGGACAGGAGAUUUUAAGAAAACAGGCAGCGGAGAUGAAUUGGGGUAUACCAUCAAUGUUUCGCUCGUGGGCAGGCUUGGGAUUUAAUAUUAUUACCCAUUGCCAGACAAUAUAAGCCUCAAAUUAUUCUUAUAUCCGCAGGAUUUGAUGCGGGUAAGAAAACAUAUGUUAGGCUUAUCUAUUUUGUUUAUACAAUUUCAUAUAAGGUUAUAACAAUAAUUCUUUUCCUUUUACACAACGGUUGGAGACCCCAUUGGUCUUUCCUCUAUUACACCAUCGGGUUUUGCGAUGUUGGUCAAGAAGGUAUAUGUUCUUUACUUUUAUUUUCUGCUUUCAUGUUCUGCUGGGUCAGUUUAAGGUAGAUUCUUAUUUUCCAUUUUUUAUUCUCUAUUGUUUAUCAGCCGUACAUCUUGAAUUUUAGCACCUUUCAGUGGCAUUAUAAUUUUGUUUACAAUAGGCGAUGAUGACACUCCGUCAUAAUAUAACAACUCUGAUGCCCCUACUUUCACUCUUGCAUCAUUGUUAUUUAGAGGGAGCCAUUUACAGGCUUAUGCAAAAGUCAGACAUGCAAUUUUAAAUUUUGAUUCUCUACUUUUGUUUUGGAUGUUUUAGGAAGGCUUGCAUGGUGUAGAAAUGUUAUCAGAUUUUUCUCUUUUUGCUGCAUAGGCAAAUAGAAGCCUUUUGAAUAUUCCCCCUAAUCUUAACAACACAAUUCACAUAAAACCACUCCACCCUCCAAUUUAGGAGGCUGCUAUAGGAUGUUUUAGGAAGGCUUUCAUGGUGUAACUAACAAAAUAUUUCCCCUCACAAAAAUCACCACAUUUGAAUUCCAAUCGAUAAUUUUGUGAACUCCUAUGUUAAAAGGAAAUUCAUAAGAAUGAUAUCUAUCAGUUAUGGGGAAGUUUGGUAGCAUGAGAUCUAUUUUAGACUAUGGUUGGGUGUUUUAUUUGUCCUUCAAAAUAAGAACCAUUGCAAAUUAAGUUUUACCUAACAUGCUUGGUAUGGAUCACUUUUCAGAUUUAUAGAUAUAUAUUUUUUGAUUCGGUUCAGCUCAUGCAAAUUAAAGGAAAAAUAGUACUUGUUCUGGAAGGAGGUUACAACUUAGAAGUAUUAUCUACAUGUGUCACAAUGUGUAUUCGUCAACUUUUAGGGGAUGAUGGAACCACUUAUAUAGACCGAUCAAUUGAACGGGAUAAUGUUAAAGAACAAAUUCAUAAGGUAAUCUUUAAGCAAAAGCAUAAAUCUUAUACUUUCUUGAUUUUUUUUCUUUCUAAUAUUGUUAUUGAAAAACAGGCUCAGUCUUAUCUUGCGAAAAAGUUUCCAAACCUAUGACAUAUUUGGUUGAAAAUAACCAAGAGAGCGUUUCUAGGUUCAAUGUAAGGUCUAAACAAAUUCUUUUUGUCUCAAUUAAUAUCUUCAUGUGGCUUUUUUUGUAUAUUUUAACUAUUUUAUUCUGUUUCCAUCAACAACCCGUGCCAGGUUUGGGUGCAAGCGUUCAGGUUUGUUCCUUUUAUAAAAAGAGAUAAUAUCUAUUUUGCCCAUUUAUCGUUGAUUAAUAUGCGUUCAUAGACAGCGCCAUAGAUUUAUUAUUAUUAUUAUUAUUAUGGUUAUUAUAUACUAUAUAUAUUGUAUUCAUGAUUAUUUUUAUUAUAAUUAUUAUAGUAAUAAUUCAUGUAGUUUUGUGGUUUUUAUUAUCAUAUGCUUUGUUCCUGAGUAAGUUAACUCACUAUUUGGUGGCAACACUGUCGAACCAAAGAUAUCCAAUACUCUACAGCAGUAUACCGAUCCAGGCCUUUUUGUGUCGCUGGUACACAAGACUCAAACGGCCUGGAUCAGUAUACUGCUAUAGAGUAUUGAAUAUCUUUGGUUUGACAGUGUUGCCACCAAAUAGUGAGUUAACUUACUCAGUAACAAAGCAUAUAAUAAUAAAAACCACAAAACUACAUGAAUUAUUACUAUAAUUAUAAUAAAAAUAAUCAUGAAUAUAGUAGUAUAUAGUAUAUAAUAACAACAACAACAACAAUAAGUCUAUGGCACUGUCUAUGAAUGCAUAUUAAUCAACGAUAAAUGAAUAAAAUAGAUAUUAUCUUUUUAUAAAAGGAACAAACCUGAACGCUUGCACCCAAACCUGGCACGGGCUGUUGAUGGAAACAGAAUAAAAUAGUUAAAAUAUACAUAAAGACCACAUGAAGAUAUUAAUUGAGACAAAAAGAAAUUGUUUAGGCCUUACAUUGAACCUAGACACGCUCUCUUGGUUAUGUUCAGCCAAAUAUGUCCAUAUGUUUGGAAACUUUUUCGCAAGAUAGGACUGAACCUGUUUUUCAAUAACAAUAUUAGAAAGAAAAAAAUCAAGAAAGUAUAAGAUUUAUGCUUUUGCUUAAAGAUUACCUUAUGAAUUUGUUCUUUAACAUUAUCACGUUCAAUUGAUCGGUCUAUAUAAAUGGUUCCAUCAUCCCCUAAAAGUUGACGAAUACACAUUGUGACACAUGUAGGUAAUACUUCCAAGUUGUAACCUCCUUCCAGAACAAGUACUAUUUUUCCUUUAAUUUGCAUGAGCUGAACCGAAUCAAAAAAUAUAUAUCUAUAAAUAUGAAAAGUGAUCUUACCAAGUAUGUUAGGUAAAACUUAAUUUGCAAUGGUUCUUAUUUUGAAGGACAAAUAAAACACCUAACCACAGUCUGAAAUAGAUCUCAUUCUACCAAGCUUCCCUAUAACUGAUAGAUAUCAUUCUUAUGAAUUUCCCUUAAACAUAGGAGUUCACAAAAUUAUCGAUUGAAAUUCAAAUGUGGUGAUUUUUGUGAGGGUAAAUAUUUUGUUAGUUACACCAUGAAAGCCUUCCUAAAAUAUCCUAUAACAGCCUCCUAAAUUGGAGGGUGGAGUGGUUUUAUGUGGAUUGUGUUGUUAAGAUUAGGGGGAAUGUUCAAACGACUUCUAUUUGUCUAUGUAAUAAAAAGAGAAGAAUCUGAUAACAUUUUUACACCAUGCAAGCCUUCCUAAAACAUCCAAAACAAUAGUAGGGAAUCAAAAUUUAAAAUUGCAUGUCUGACUUUUGCAGAAGCCUGUAAGUGGCUCCCUGAAAAUAACAAUGAUGCAAGAGUGAAAGUAGGGGCAUCAGAGUUGACGGAGUGUCAUCAUCGCCUAUUGUAAACAAAAUUACAAUAUCACUGAAAGGUGUUAAAUUCAAGGUGUACGGCUGAUGAAUAAUGGAAAAUAAGAAUCUACCUUAAACUGACCCAGCAGAACAUGAAAGCAGAAAAUACAAGUAAAGAACAUAUACCUUCUUGAGCAACAUCGCAAAAACCGAUGGUGUGAUAGAGGAAAGACCAAUGGGGUCUCCAACCGCUGUGUAAAAGGAAAAGAAUUAUUGUUAUAACCUUAUAUGAAAUUGUAUAAAUAAAAUAGAUGAGCCUAACAUAUGUUUUCUUACCCGCAUCAAAUCUUGCGGAUAUAAGAAUAAUUUGAGGCUUAUAUCGUCUGGCAAUGGGUGAUAAUAUUAAAUCCCAAACCAGACAAUAUCCUUUAUCGUUAAAAUCUUUGCCCACGAGCGAAACAUUGAUGGUAUACUCCAAUCCAUCUCCGCUGCCCGUUUCCUUAAAAUUUCCUGUCCUGGGGUAAAAAGGCUCCUUACGCGUCCCAUAUCUAUAAUGUCAAUUAAAAUCAUUAAAACAACUUCCGAAUAUCAAUUAAGAAUUAUAGAUUACCAUUAAAUAAGAAAAUUUAAUGAGCUCCAUGCUUACAUUUUCUUUCACGACAUCUAAUUUUUAUGCUAAAUGUAUUCGCCAUAGAACAGUAGAAAAAUGCUUAAGCCUUGAGCUAUACAUUUUGUCAACUAAAAUAACUAGACCAACAUCAGAAGUCAGAAAAAGACAAACUAGUACAAAACAUCUGACCAUGGGCGUGAUUGUGAUAUGGCAUCUGACCAUGGGCAUGAUUGUGAUAUGGCAUACUUUUUUUUAUCACGACAGAAGGGUCUCAUCCUUGAGAGACACCUUAGGUGUGGACCUUGUCUAUGUCUUCUGAUGUUUUUUGUUCUUUUUUCCCUCAAGUUAAGCCUAAAAUUAUAUGAUCUUGUUGGCGAAGUAAAGUCCCUGUUUAUGCUAAAAAUAAUAGUCCUAGCCUAUGAAGCACGGAUACUUCGCUAGGGUAGCGUAUCAAAUACGUUCCUGUAUUCGAUAAUCUAAGAUACCCGUACCAAACGUUUUCGGGCCGUAUCUGCAAUUUUUAAAAGUUUUCAUUUUUUUUUGUAAUUUUUUGAAAGUUUCCGAUACUCGUAUCCGGACGGAUACCCGUAUCAACUUUUUUAUAAAAAAAAUUCCAAAAUUUACUUAAUAAAAUUCUAAAAAAAAAAUGAAAAUCUAAAACUACAUUUUACUUGGUAAUCAAAUAAUGGGCCUAUAUGGCUAUAUCCGAAUUAAGUUAUUAACUCAUACUCUGAAUCGGAUACUUGCACUUUUAAUUUCAAGAUUGUAGUUGUUUGACUAUAUUUAUAUUUCGAGACUAGUGUAUAUGAGAAAUAUUAUGAAUUUAUUACUAAGUAUUUUGAAAAAGGAAAAUGCUUCAAUGCAAUGAAUGGGUAGACAUAAUAGGAUAUUAUAUGUGUGUGUGUGUGUGUAUAUAUAUAUAUAUAUAUAUUCAAAAAAAAACUAUUUUUAAUAUUUAUAAAUAGACCCCUAUAACUUUUAAUAUUUGUAAAUACACCCUCAUAACUUUUAAUAUUUAUAAAUAUGGCCUCAUAUUCGUAUCCUACUUUUUUUUUGUUUUGACGUAUCCCCGUACCCGUUUCCACGUUUCCGCGUACCGGUAUCGGUGCUACAUAGGUCCUAGCCAUCAAAUAAAUAGACUCUCAAUCUAUAGAAAUGUUUGUGUUAGUAAUAGGAAAAAUAGGCCAUGGUAAUCCCAACAAUGUCUAAGGUUUAGAGAGGGUAGUUUUGAGUGUUAAGCAGGGGCGGUUUGUUUUGGGGAGGCAAGGCCCAAGCCUUGAGGUGCAAUGAGGGCGUGAGGCAUAAGCCUGAAAUUCCAACAAAUAAUAAUCCUACUACAUUCAACGGAAUAAAGAAAAAUCCAAAAAAUAGAGUAAGUUACGUUAUGUGGGUCCAACAUUUUAGUAGCAAACCUGUACACUUCAUGGAUCUGAUCCUAUCAUUAUUUAUAUACAUGACGAGGGUAGUAAAUCUCUGAAUAGAUUUAAUUGUAAACGGUUAUGUUUAAACUAAAGAUAUGCACAAUUAUAAGUCCGGAAAGUCUCAAUCACAAACACAUAAUUGGAUCAUAUCAUCACAUAUCAUAAAUCUUAUUCAAGAUUAAACACAAGGAUUGGAUCACACAUCAACAAAACACAAAAAAAGACACAAUUUGGAUUUGGAAAUCAUAAUGUUUAACCCAAAUCUGAAAAACUAAAACUUACAUUGCCUCGUACGUCCAGGCGUUUCCCUUGAGACAAUAUCUUGAGGCGGUUUUCCUUUGUUCUAUCUUUCUAAUGUAGUUGUAACUUAAAAAGGUGCAGAGUUUUUUUAUCGAGGUGCAGAGUAUUUCAUUUAAUAAAAGGGUCAUACAUUAACUGUUGACGGCAAUGUUAUAAGAUACAAUUGUGCAAUACGGAGGAGUUAAUAGAAGCCAUGAUGGUCUUGUUUAAAAAUAGAUUAUAUUUUGCUAGUAUU